Messenger RNA from Saprolegnia parasitica CBS 223.65, 1566 nucleotides. Its product is annotated as serine/threonine protein kinase. NCBI's taxonomy places the organism in Eukaryota, Oomycota, Saprolegniomycetes, Saprolegniales, Saprolegniaceae. The transcript has 9 exons. Gene Ontology annotation, molecular function: protein kinase activity; ATP binding. Gene Ontology annotation, biological process: protein phosphorylation. The record is from RefSeq and is a predicted model, not a curated record. The coding region runs from base 1 to 1566 and encodes 521 amino acids.
AUGCAGACAGUGUGUGGAUACAACGACCUCAGCGCCCAGCAGCGCGUGCUCGUAGCGGAUGGCUCGUGCGGCGCGGCAGCGACCUGCCUUCUCGAUCGCGACUGCGCAGUCGCCAUGGUCAUGCCGGUCAACGCGACGCGGUUUGACCUCGAGAGCACGUGGCUGCUCGGCGACCUCUCGCGGUACCCGCACGAUACGCUAGAACUCGCGCAGGUGCAGAGCGCCACGAGUCUGCACGCGUAUCUGCAGUUUCCCGUGGCUCUGCGCGCCUUAGUCUAUGAGCAGGCAACGAUUGACGCCGAGUCGGACGAACACUUCGAACCAUCGGUCAGCGCGCUGGAACGACUGCAGCUGCCGCGUGCCCUCGAGAGCUUGACACUGCGCAACUGCUUGGUACAAGGCACGAUGGAGUUUUAUGGACUGGAGCACCUCCGGCGACUCGAGCUCCGGAACUCGCGCUUUAGCGAUUUUUGGCUCGGUGGCGUCGACAACACCCUGGAGCAUUUGUACGUUCUCCAAACAUCGACCAUUUUGACCAAGUUUGGCAGAGUACUCGACAACUGCGUCUCCGAGCUCAUUGGCGUGCACACGCCAAUCUUGCGCCUCGAAGUGUCGUCCGAGCUGCGCUACUUUGUCUGUGACGACUGCGACGUGCCAAGUGUCAUGGUCGACAAUACAACGUACGCAGCGCUCGCGGCCCUUUCGCCGGCCUUGCCCAAUGCCACCGAAGGCUACCGCGUCCACCGUAUUCAGCACGACGAAGCGCAGUGCAUGGCAGCACGUGGCCAAAUCAAACGGCUCUGGGAAACCACCUCAGUCUGCAUCCCGGAUCGCAACCGGCCGCCGAUUGAUACCAACGUUGGCUCGUCGUGGAUGUACCCCUAUACCACGUACAUCUAUCUUGGAGGCGCCGCUGUCCUUCUGUGCAUCGUCCUCUUCUCUGUCUACGCGAUUCGACGCGGCAGCCGCGCCGUCAAAACCCGGCGAUCGGCCGACGACGACUACCUCGCGUCGACGCUCCGACCAAACGAGAUGGCAACGCUCCAUAUGCUCCAGAUUGACGCCGACGCCAUCGCUCUCUGCGGCACCAAGCCACUCGCAUCUGGUGCAUACGGUGACGUCUGGCGCGGUAUUUACGCCCACACCACCGUCGCUCUCAAGCGCGUCAAGCACCCCUCGCCCACCUCCGUCCACGCUUUUAUCCACGAAAUUCUGCUCCUCCACACGCUCGAGAGUCCAUACAUUGUCCGUCUGCUGGGCGUGCGCUGGCGCCGCCUCAUGGACAUUGAGGCCAUCGUCGAGUACUGCGACCUCGGCGACCUGCGCAGCUUCCUCGCCGCGUCCACUGUGGACAAUGUGUCGUGGGCGACGAAGGCGUCGAUCCUCGAGAGCGUCGUGUACGGGCUCGUGUUUCUGCACACGUUUGAGCCCGUGAUCAUCCACCGCGAUCUCAAGUCGCGCAAUGUGCUCUUGGAUUCCAAGAAUGGCACGAAACUCAGCGACUUUGGCACGUCCCGCAUCCUCGACGACCAAAAGACGCUCACCAACGGCAUUGGCACGUUCUAG